AAGCGCUGCAGAGAUUCAUUUGGUUCGCUGGCGCCGGCUUGGGAGGGAUAUAGGCGAACUUAAUCCGGAGGAGUCCAAAAGGGACUAACCCCCCCCCGCCGCUCCCCGCUUUAAUUGGCAUUACUGACCUCCUGUUGUGGAAGCUGGGCUGUCUCCCAUAGCCACGAUGAAGCGGCCUUGCGAGGAAACUACCUCAGACAGCGAUAUGGACGAGACUAUAGACGUAGGGAGUGAAAAUAAUUAUUCUGGGCAUAGUGCCAGUUCUGGGAUCCGAUCAAAUUCUCCUACCACAACAUCACAGAUUAUGGCCAGGAAGAAAAGAAGAGGGAUUAUUGAGAAAAGGCGUCGAGAUCGUAUAAAUAACAGUUUAUCUGAACUGAGGCGGCUUGUGCCAACAGCGUUUGAAAAACAAGGAUCUGCCAAAUUAGAAAAAGCAGAAAUCCUGCAAAUGACAGUCGAUCAUUUGAAGAUGCUCCAGGCGACAGGUGGGAAAGGUUAUUUUGAUGCACAUGCUCUUGCCAUGGAUUUUAUUAGUAUUGGAUUUCGAGAAUGUCUAACUGAAGUUGCAAGAUACUUGAGCUCUGUGGAAGGUCUGGACACAUCUGACCCUCUACGAGUUAGGCUAGUCUCUCAUCUCAGUUCCUGUGCUUCCCAGAGGGAAGCUGCUGCCAUGACCUCCUCUAUGGCACACCAUCACCACCAUCCUUUGCACCCUCACCACUGGGCAGCAGCUUUUCACCAUCUCCCUACAGCUUUACUACAGCAGAACGGACUACAUUCCUCUGACAUCUCUCCUUGCAGACUGUCAACAGCAUCAGAAAUGUCUCCCCACGGAUCUGCUCUACUCACUGCCACUUUUGCUCAUGCUGAUUCCACGCUUAGAGUGCCCUCUACUGGCAGCAUUGCUCCCUGCAUACCACCACUUUCUACCUCUCUUCUCUCCCUCUCUGCCACCGUACAUGCUGCAGCUGCAGCAGCUGCCCAGAGCUUCCCUCUGUCAUUCACUGGGGCAUUCCCAAUGCUUCCACCUAGUGCAGCAGCAGCUGUGGCAGCUGCAACAGCAGUCAGUCCACCAUUGUCUGCAUCUGCAACAUCCAGUUCUCAACAAGCAACCAGUAACGGAAGUAGUAAGCCUUACCGACCCUGGGGAACUGAAGUCGGGGCUUUCUAAAUCUCACCUUUAUAAGCCUUUUUGGGAUGUUUAUCAAGUUACAACAGAUGCUUCUUCGCACAAAAUGUAAUUGUUAACAAGUAAAGUUGCCUUAUGGAUGCCCAGAAACCACAUGGAGAACAGCAAAACUUUUUGGCUUAAAGCGUCAAAAUGAACAUGAGAUAUUUUCUUCUUUGCUGCAUUAGGCAUCAUACAGGACAGUGGUGAUUAUCAAAAUGAUGACUACCAUGUAGGCAUUGUCCAAAAAAAUGUAUAGAUUGUAGAAUGAACCCUCUUGCUAUCUCUUUGUGUUUGCAGAGGGAGGUAUACAUUACUCUUAAAUAGUUUUCAAGAAAGAUGAAUGGAGAAGUGCCUGAUCUCUGCCAAGUGUACACUUUUGUUUCACGGGCAAAUAGAAACACCUCUGAAGAGAAGAAUAUGAAUGGGGAAUGAGAUCCAGAAAGGAAUGUCAUUCUGAAACAGGGUAUACACUAUAAGUCUACAGGCUUCAAACCUUUGGUAUAGUGGGAUUAAAGCAAUUUAACUCUCUACAGGAUUGCCACCUAAAGCAGUAACCAAUUUGAUUUCUGAAGCUUUACACAGCUACUUACCUAGCUCACUGUUUGUACAGAUAUGUCCAGUGGUAAUAGCUAACAUAACAUUAAUAAAAGUGCUGUUCUUUCCAGAACUUGGUUUUAUAAAUUUCCCACUUCAGGCAAUUUUCUUUAAAGCAAGUGGUCCAGAGUUAUGUCUCUCCAAACACUUGUUCCACACCAAGACAUUGCACUUGGAUCUGUUUGUAACUGACGUGUCUGUUAAAACUUAGCAUUCUCUGGCCAGAUACAAACCCUUAGUUCUCCUCUUUGGCAUUUCUUGGGAAUAAAUUUCUUCCUAGUUUUGAAAGAAUAGCUAUAGUGUGGCUAUGUGGACCCUUUUAGCUGACUGUCCCCCCUGCUCCAAUACCUAUGGUGUCAUAUGUCUUAGAUUCACAAAUUAAAUCUCUUAGAGGAUGUAAGUUAUUUUGUCACUAUCUGGACAAGCAGUGCUGCAAAAAAAAUUUUUUUGCUUUUUUAUUAUAGCAACAUGAAAUAGCCUAAGUGUUUUAAUUCAUUGACUCGAGCUAGAGAGUUUGGGAGGGGGAACAGAAUAAAAGCACAGCGUGUAUUAUUAUGCACUUCAUUUCUCUGCUGUGUGGAGAAAGCAAUAAACAUUGAGAAUGUUAAACAUUAUGCAAAGUAUACUUUUAAAAUAUUUGUUUUAAAAAUACUAUUCUUAAAUGGAGGAUUUGUGAAUUAUUUUGUUAACCAUUUUUCUAUGCAAAAAAUCUUUACAUAUCACUAAUUAAAUGAAGUUCCUUUUGACUGAC
Molecule: messenger RNA, 2516 nt
Organism: Sphaerodactylus townsendi
Lineage: Eukaryota; Metazoa; Chordata; Lepidosauria; Squamata; Sphaerodactylidae
Gene: HEY2
Product: hes related family bHLH transcription factor with YRPW motif 2
Exons: 5
Coding region: 167-1171 (334 amino acids)
Biological process (GO): anterior/posterior pattern specification; regulation of neurogenesis; regulation of transcription by RNA polymerase II
Cellular component (GO): nucleus
Molecular function (GO): protein dimerization activity; RNA polymerase II cis-regulatory region sequence-specific DNA binding; DNA-binding transcription factor activity, RNA polymerase II-specific
Source: RefSeq, a predicted model, not a curated record